CGCUCUCAGUCGUCACCGCAUCCAUCUUCCGAACGCACGAUCUAAUGGGCGAAUUCGACGAAUACAAAUAAUGUGCGUUUUUCAGUUAAUUUGUUUGUAACUUACGAUCUCUGCAUGCCGCAUACGUAUUGAUAUUACGUAUUACGCUUUCCGGCCGAUGAAGACUUGUGCCUUAUGAACCUUGCAUUCCGAAUGUUCCAGUCGACAAGUUUGUUGUUGUCUGUGAAUAAGGACAAUAGAAGACUUUGGUUUAUAUGGUGUUUGUAGACGAGGAGAUUAGCCAGCUGAAUUGCUCUAAAGAAAGAGAGUAACCGUUGACGUUCCACGAAGCAUUAGUCAUCACAGUAAAAAGACUGCACGCAUUGUAUCUCAAAUAUUACUGUGAAACGGAUGUCGAUAUGAGGUUAGACUCCGUGUUACUCCGUGCUGUAAACGGAUCUCAUGUUCUACCCUUCUGCGUUAGACGUUAAAGUUAAAUAUUAAAAGUUACGGUCAGACUUAUCACUUCUGUGUUGAAUGGACUAUGAUAAUAUGGACUGUUGAAAAGCGUAGUUCUCACAUACAGUGUUGAUAAGAUCUGGUGCUUCAUCUGUGUGUUAAUGCGUGUAUGCCAUUUGUGUGUCAUGUUUCCACCUCGAUGAAAUUGGGAAGUGUAGAAUCAUGACGGAUCCAGAAUAUGAUAUGGGUCCUGCGACCGAGGUGAAAUAUCCAGUACCUCCUGAAUUUGAUGACGAGCAAACAUUAGACGAAGAAGAAGCUUUAGAAGGUAGUGAAGAUUCUCACGAGUUGUCCAAUUUGCAAAAGGAAGGUGACAUGCCACUAAAAGAUCUGCUUGCCAUGUACGGGUACGGCGACCCCUCGACGGAGAAUUCGGACAGUUCCGAUCAUAUGUUACUGCCGUCCGGAAGUGGCGAUCCUGAGACUGAGGAGCGCUACUCAGACAAGGGUGACAACGACGCGGAUGACGACGACGACGAUGACGAGGCCGAUGCAAACAGCAACGAGCCGGAUCUUAAGCAAUUCUAUACAGAGAUGCUGGUGAAGGGGAAAGAUAAGACAUCGUCGAUUCCGUCGACGAAGAGCAACAGCGGCGUUGGAACGGCCAGCGGGGACAGCAGAAGACAUAGAAUUGACGAUGACGACGACGAGGAUGAAGACGCCGAAGCUGAAGAAUGCACGAUGACGGCUUCUCGAAGCGGCAAUAGUAACACUAGAUCGUCACCUACGGCUGUGGGAACCAAUGCCGUCGCGUGCACCGGCAUGGUCAGUCUAGGAGGGUGCUCAGCGACCGACGCCCCUAACAGUGCUGUAGAAGGGGCUACUAGCGGAGCAAUAGACGUGCCAGAAGACGGGAUUGUCAACGCUGGAAUCGGAAGUGGUAGUUCGAGACUUUUACGAAGUGUUUCGCGACCACAAAGCGAGGAAGAAGAAGACGACUGCGAUUACAGUCCGGACGAGGAAGAGUGGAAGAAGACUAUCAUGGUUGGUAGUGAUUUUCAAGCUGCAAUACCGGAAGGCCUGUGGUUCUACGAUGACGCAUUGCCGUACGAAAAUGAAGAUAAACUGCUUUGGGACCCCACUCCAAUAUCUGAAGAAGAUACAAAUGAGUUCUUAGAACGCGCGCAACUUCCGGCGGUAAAAGGCUCGUUACCGGCUGGAUCCCAUAUCAGAGAUGACGAACAGGCAUUGUAUCUUUUACUGCAAUGUGGCUACAAUCUUGAGGAGGCUUUACGAAGACGCAGAAUGAACGUGGUACCAUCGACGGAAACAGUGAGUCUCUGGUCAGAAGAGGAGUGUCAUAAUUUCGAAUCGGGAUUGCGGACCUAUGGGAAAGAUUUCCAUCUUAUACAGAAAAAUAAGGUCAGAACGAGAUCUGUCGGAGAAUUAGUGCAAUUUUAUUACUUGUGGAAGAAAACUGAGCGACAUGACAUAUUCACGUACAAAGCUCGAUUAGAAAAGAAAAAAUACGCGCUACAUCCUGGUAUCACCAGGGACUAUAUGGACCGAUUCCUCGAGGAACAGGAGGGGGUACGAGAUCGCAGCAGCUCGCCGAACGUUAAUUACUUGCUGUACGGCGACGCCAAGCGGCAGAGGUCCAACGUCAACGUCACCAACAACGACGAGACCAAAUCAUCCGAGACUUGGGAUGGCAACCCUGUUGAUCCUCUGGCAGACAUCAAUGGUCCCACGCCGCCUCCACCUCCGCCACCUCCGCCGCCACCACCUCUGGCAACGUCCGCUGCGACCACCAUUUCCUCAACUCUAUGCAGUUCCAAUGCUUUAAACACACCAACAUCGUACUGUCCGUCAUCUACUCGUCAUCCGGACAGCUCUUCGUCUGAGUCUGACUGUGCGAACUCGCUGAUAUGGAAUGCUGCUACAGCGUCUCGAACUCAAGCUACCUCCUCCGUCAUCACGACGAUUACGAUCAAUACCACUACAGCCAGCACGUCUGCAGCGGCGGUCACAUCUGUCAGCUCGAUGAACACAGUUACCACUAGUUCCACCGCCAGCACCGCCGCCGCAGUCUCUAACAAUUAUUACCAUCAGCGAGUGACGUCGUCCAGGAGCAACGAUUCCCAUGACUCGCCCUCGCCGGAGAACAUUUUACCUCAUCUGCCUCCUUAGCGUCUAACCCGACCUUCAGGUGUUCAACCUGAAAGGCGGCGGAUGUCCUUGCGAGGUGUGCCUAACUCGGCACUCACACCAUCGCUAUUGUCGUAACGCAUAAUAUUCGUUAAUAUCAAGGAUUAUAUUUUUAUACGUAUCGUAAUAUGAUUAUCAAUCGUCCUUAGCGUGAGUGCGCGGUGUACAGUGGUGCGUAAAUUGGAGAGACGCACGAUGAGGUUCGAGAACAUGUCACUGUACGAAAGGUACAAUAGUUGAAGAAGCAAGAAAUAAAAGACGCGAGUCACUGUAAAACUUUCUUUCUAUUUUUCUCCUCUCUGUCUCCAUACAUACAUAUUCUAUAGGAAAGGAAGAUAUAUCUCGAAAAAACUUGUUGAGAAAAUGUAGAUGGGUCAGUGGAGGGGUAGAAUAGUGUUACAUACCGCGUGUGAAAAGUUAUGUAGAUAGAUUAUUGUACUACGUAAUUGAUCACGAUGCAACUUGUCGAAAAGCGUGUCUGUCUUUUCAGAUCAACAGUAUAUUUAUAACAAUCAUGAAAUCUCCCUUGUGAAACAAUUUGUCAUUCCGUAAAAUACAAAACUCUAUGAUCAUUGGAACCGGUUGAAUUAAGUGAGAGUCAAUAGAAACAUAAUCAUCAUUAUUUUAACGUAAAGAACGCGCGUAAUUGGCGGUUCUAAUGAUUCGUUUUGUCCAUCGUUAAGUGUAGUUGGCUGUGUAUAAAAUUAUAUAGUUUAUAUUCUCACAUUUUCCUAGAAACUAUUUAAGGAUCACAAAACAUUUCUAAUUUACUGGAUAUGUGCAUUGCUUUAUGUUCAAUCAUUUAUAAAUAGUGUUGAUAUAAAAGUACACGCUAAAUUAAAAAUA
Molecule: messenger RNA, 3492 nt
Organism: Odontomachus brunneus
Lineage: Eukaryota; Metazoa; Arthropoda; Insecta; Hymenoptera; Formicidae
Product: mesoderm induction early response protein 1
Exons: 5
Coding region: 661-2628 (655 amino acids)
Biological process (GO): negative regulation of transcription by RNA polymerase II
Cellular component (GO): nucleoplasm
Molecular function (GO): histone deacetylase binding; transcription corepressor activity
Source: RefSeq, a predicted model, not a curated record